Messenger RNA from Paramecium sonneborni, 390 nucleotides. The record is from the annotation of a GenBank genome assembly. NCBI's taxonomy places the organism in Eukaryota, Ciliophora, Oligohymenophorea, Peniculida, Parameciidae.
AUGAAUUUGAAACCUCAUAAAUUAGGAUAAAUAGAUGAAUUUGAACUUUAAAAUACAUCUAAAGAUGAUAGCCAUAAUACAGUUUAAAACUUUAAGGAUUUACCACUUUUUCAUCUUAAUGCCAUUCCCAAGAAAGUACUAAAUAUUUUAAUUAAGAUAAUUGCAAUAACUAUUAUGCUUACUAUAUUAGGAAUAACUUUUUUGAUUAUUGGUUUGCUACUAUUUUUUAAAUAACCAUCUAAUUAUGAUCAAUAUCUGCCUUUAUUGUUCAUUGGCAUUCUAAUGACUAUACCAGGCAUUUAUUAUAGUUAUAAAAUAACUGUAUUUGCUUAUUCAAGAUCUAGAUACGAGCAGGAAUAAAUUAUUCAAGAAUUGCCAAUUGAAUACUGA